Messenger RNA from Olea europaea var. sylvestris, 1306 nucleotides. Its product is annotated as adenylyl-sulfate kinase 3-like. The record is from RefSeq and is a predicted model, not a curated record. The transcript is spliced from 7 exons. Bases 219 to 1124 code for a protein of 301 amino acids. Gene Ontology annotation, molecular function: adenylylsulfate kinase activity; ATP binding. Lineage: Eukaryota; Viridiplantae; Streptophyta; Magnoliopsida; Lamiales; Oleaceae. Gene Ontology annotation, biological process: sulfate assimilation.
CUCUCUAUAUAUAUCACCACUUGCAUUUUUGGACUGUACGGGCUCAUCACACAAUGUCUCUGUCUCGCCAUUUUUCGCGCUUUCCCACGCUGUCUUCUUAAUAUAUUUCAGACAAUUUUUUCUAGUUAUAGUUCGCGGAGGGGUGUUCUGGAUUUUUAUUAUUUUUUCGAACAUCAAGUGGGUUCUGAAUUAUUUAUCAUAGAAAGUAAAUAAAAAAAAUGGCCUCAGUUGGAAUUCGAUCAUUGAGUUUGUGUAAAUCGUUAGAUUUGGAAUAUUCCGAGGCGCUAUGUGCGAAGUUGAGGCCUGUAAAGGUGUCGGUGUUUAAUUUUACGUGUAAAAAAUUGAGGAUUUCCGGAGGAGAUACGAGAUCGAAUUUUUUGGAGCCUAUAAAGGCAAUGGAUGCUUCCAAAACGACAUCGGACGUCAAUGGCGGUUGCAAUGCUAUUGAUGAUUUCUUGACAACGGAUUGUGAUGGUUUCCCAGGUAAAAGUACGCCCAAGAUGUCAACAGUUGGAAAUUCGACCAAUAUUCAAUGGCAUAAAUGUUCUGUAGAAAAGAGUGACAGGCAGGAAUUGCUUAAACAAAAAGGCUGUGUAAUUUGGAUCACUGGACUCAGUGGUUCAGGAAAGAGCACUUUGGCAUGUGCUUUAAGUCGUGGCCUACAUGCUAGAGGAAAGCUAACCUAUAUCCUUGAUGGAGAUAAUGUUCGGCACGGGCUAAACAGCGAUCUUAGUUUUAAAGCUGAAGAUCGAGCAGAGAAUAUCAGAAGGAUUGGAGAAGUAGCUAAGCUCUUUGCUGAUGCUGGAGUUAUUUGUAUUGCAAGUUUGAUAUCACCCUACAGGAAGGAUCGAGAUGCCUGUCGAGCUCUACUGCCAAAAGGAGACUUUGUCGAGGUAUUCAUGGAUGUACCUCUACAAGUGUGUGAGGCAAGGGAUCCAAAGGGGUUGUACAAGCUUGCACGAGCUGGAAAAAUCAAAGGUUUCACAGGCAUUGAUGAUCCAUACGAGCCACCACUAAAUUCUGAGAUAGUGUUACAUCAAAGAGAAGAGAAGUGUGAUUCUCCAACUCAUUUGGCCGAAGUAGUGAUUUCAUACUUGGAGGCAAAGGGUUACUUGGAAGCAUAAUUUGCAAUUCAAAACUAGCCAUUCUCCUGCAACCAAGAAAACUCCGUCUUUUUGCCUUUUGCAUAUAUUGUUGUAAUUAUUUAUUUGAUCAAUCAGUCUGUUGUUCGCCAUAUUCUCUGGCAAUUUAAAUCUAAUAAAUAGUGCGAAAUUAAAUAAUAAACUUCAUAUAUUUUAUGAUUUAA